AUGGUAGACCCUGGGGACGUAGAUGUAGGGAAGGUGCACCCUGGCCUCGUGGAGUUUACGUUCCAGUGGGCUGAGCGUAGCUCCCACAGGGAGGAAGCUGGGAGCCUCAUGCCCCGCACGCUGGAGAGCCAGAUCACGCUGGAGAAGACGCCCAGCUACUUCGUCACCCAGGAGGCCCCUCGGCGGAUCUUCAACAUGUCGCGGGACACCAAGCUGAUCGUGGUGGUGCGCAACCCGGUGACCCGCGCCAUCUCCGACUACACCCAGACGCUGUCCAAGAAGCCCGACAUCCCCACCUUUGAGGGCCUGUCCUUCCGGAACCGCACGCUGGGCCUGGUGGACGUGUCCUGGAACGCCAUCCGCAUCGGCCUGUACGCGCUGCACCUGGAGGGCUGGCUGCGCUACUUCCCCCGCGCGCAGAUCCACUUCGUGAGCGGCGAGCGGCUCAUCACCGACCCCGCGGGCGAGAUGGGGCGGGUGCAGGACUUCCUGGGCAUCCGCAGGUUCCUCACCGACAAGCACUUCUACUUCAACAAGACCAAGGGCUUCCCCUGCCUGAAAAGGACGGAGGCCAGCCUCCUGCCGCGGUGUCUGGGCAAGUCCAAGGGCAGGGCUCACGUGCAGAUCGACCCCGAGGUCAUAGACCAGCUGCGGGAGUUUUAUAGACCUCACAACAUUAAGUUCUAUGAGACGGUCGGGCAGGACUUCCGGUGGGAAUAGGCCUCCGACAGGCCAGGUCUCUGUGGGUCUGUGCCACGGGUUUGUUCUGGGGGCCUGUGACCCCCUCCCCCCGCAGAGCCGGGCUCCAGCGCCUUCCCCAGCUGGGACUCCAUCAUCCUGGAACCAGGGAGCCCAGCCCGGGCGAAGGGUCGGGGGCCCUGCCGCUAGCUCUCCCCCGUCUGCCCAGGCCACACUGACCUGCUUCUGGCACGUCCAGCCAAUUCCGAAUCAUUGCCCUCCGGCCCGUAGGCUGCCUCGGGAAGCUGCUUUAGGAAGCGUGGAUCUUCCCGUUCUGCUCGCUGUUCCCCGUGGUGAUGGCUCUGUUGCUGUGAGCACAGCGGUCUGUCCUUGUCACUGUCCCCCCCAGAGUGAGCUUGCUAAUUCCGCGUGUCAUGUGUUUCCCUCUGAGCUUUCCUCUCCCUGGCCGGCGGCGUGGGGCACCGUCCUCGUCCUCCCGCCCUUAGCAGCUCAUCAAGAGACGCAGAGCGGACGCGCCCCCUGGCCACUGCGAGGAGAUGGACCCUCUGAUGAGGGAAUAAACCGGAGCUUUCUAAGGCUGAGGCCUCAGCCCUGCUCGAAGGUGGCAGUCUUCGAAGAACGCUUGGUGACUCCCUGCUCCCUGUGGACAAAAGCACAUAAUUCUGCUGUUACGGGUACUUGCCUCACGCGAGCUUUCAUGUUCAGCAUGCAACAGAACAUGCUUGUCCAUGUGAAAUAAAUAC
This is a messenger RNA of Myotis lucifugus (little brown bat), 1442 nucleotides long. RefSeq names its product heparan sulfate glucosamine 3-O-sulfotransferase 2. Gene Ontology annotation, molecular function: [heparan sulfate]-glucosamine 3-sulfotransferase activity. The coding region runs from base 1 to 720 and encodes 239 amino acids. The transcript has 2 exons. The record is from RefSeq and is a predicted model, not a curated record. Lineage: Eukaryota; Metazoa; Chordata; Mammalia; Chiroptera; Vespertilionidae.